Molecule: messenger RNA, 1650 nt
Organism: Spirodela intermedia
Lineage: Eukaryota; Viridiplantae; Streptophyta; Magnoliopsida; Alismatales; Araceae
Source: the annotation of a GenBank genome assembly
AUGAAGGACCUGUUGCCCUGGGCUACCGUCGUCCUCUUGGGCUUCGUCUCUCUUUUCUUCAUCAUGAAGCUCUUUUCGUACUUCCAACCCAAGCCCAGCCUCCCCCCCAGCCCCAUGGCAUUGCCGGUUAUUGGGCACUUACACCUAAUCGGCUACAGAGUCCAUCAGUCUUUUCACAAGCUCUCAGCGAUCCUCCGUCCGUUGCUCCACGUUAUGCUUGGUUCCGUCCCCUUUAUCGUGGCUUCCGACGCAGCCGCCGCCAGAGAUAUUCUCAGGGAGCACGAAAAGUGCUUUGUCGACCGAAAAGCCGCGGAAACUAUAACCCGCCUGACCUACGAAGGUCGUAGCUUCGUCUUCUCACCCUACGGUGACUACUGGAGGUUCAUGAAGAAGCUGGCGUGACGGAGGCGCUGGGAGCUGGGAGUUUGAAGGAGCUCCAGUGGAUCAGGAAAGAGGAGGUACGAAAGCUCUUGGGACUGUUGUACGAAAAAGCUGAGAGGAGACAAGACGUGGACUUCGGGGCGGCUCUUAAGAGUCUCAGCAACAACGUGAUCUGCCAGAUGACCGUGGGGAGGAGUUUUUGCCAAACGGACGGAGAGGUGAACCAAAUGAUGAAUAUAGUGGAGGAAACGAUGACUGUCAUGGGCACACCGAACGUGGCGGACUUCGUCGGAUUCUGUGGGAACAUCGAUCUGCAGCAGCUCAGAAGGAGGGCCGACAAGGUUCACUGCAGCUUCGACAAUCUGAUGGAGCGGAUCCUCGUGGAGGAAGAGAAUGCAAGGAAAGAGAACCCCCCUAAGACUGCUGCUGCUGGAGCUGCCCGUUGUCUCCAGGUGCUUCUCGACAUCCACAUAUCGAAGGAGGGGAGUACGGAGAAGCGGAUGACCAGAGAGCACAUUAAUAGCCUGAUUCACGUAACUACGAGAGCUAAAACCACCACCAUCCUCUUCAGCUUUCUGUCGGGAUUUCACGGUCCUCCGUGUAACCCGGUUUUGCAGUCGAUUUUCCCUGACUUUCGUUUCCUUUCCAAGCAGGAUCUCUCUUGGGCGCCACAGACACGACGUCCGUCACGGUGGAAUGGGCCUUGGCAGAGCUGAGAAACCAUCCCACCAUCCUGCGAGACGCAAGGCGAGAGAUCGACACGGUUGUUGGGUUAUCGAGGUUGGUGGAGGAGUCGGACGUACCAAACCUUCCCUUCCUACUGGCGAUCGUAAAAGAGACGCUCAGGCUCCACCCCGCCUUUCCCAUCUUCCCGCGUCAUUCGAACGCCCCGUGCAAGGCCAGGGGCUACUCUAUUCCGGCCGACACCAGAGUCGCGAUCAAUGUUUCGGCAAUUGGGAGAGACCCGACCCACUGGGACAACCCGCUGGAGUUUCAGCCGGAGAGGUUCACGGCCAGUGGGCGGAGUUUCGGCGUUGACGUGAAGGGGCAGCACUUCCAUCUCUUGCCCUUUGGGGCCGGCAGGAGGAUAUGUCCGGGUCAUCCUUGGCACUGCCGCUGAUUCAGACUACCCUGGCGACCGUGAUACAGUGCUUCGACAUGAGUGUCGUGGGUGGGGUGGCGGACAUGACGGAGGGGCACGGGGCAACCCUAACGAGAGCUCACCGGCUGGUUUGCACACCCAAGACCCGACUAACCUUUCUUCCUUGA